Messenger RNA from Dothidotthia symphoricarpi CBS 119687, 557 nucleotides. RefSeq lists its product as uncharacterized. The coding region runs from base 238 to 501 and encodes 87 amino acids. NCBI's taxonomy places the organism in Eukaryota, Fungi, Ascomycota, Dothideomycetes, Pleosporales, Dothidotthiaceae. The transcript has 2 exons. The record is from RefSeq and is a predicted model, not a curated record.
CAAUUGAAGUAGCUGCUUCAUUUAGCUUAUGCAAACCGACAUCACAAUGUUAGGUUGGGAAGGCACAUAGCCGAGACGGGAGAGAACAGGAAGCUGACCACUUAGAAAUGCCUUGAUUCCCACCCGUUUGCAUGUAUGGGGAAGAGAUAGGACACUCGUUUCGAUCUUGUUCACUUCGCUUUUGCUAUUCAUUCCUUCCUUUUUUCCCGCUGGCUCAACGUCGCCUCCUAGGCAGAUAUGGUGAACGCUGGCGGCAUGCCGCCGGCUGACAUGUCGAACGUAGACCCAGGGCUACAGCCUGUACUAAUCGCUUUGUUGUAUCUUUUCCCCUUCCUUGCACUGGCUGUGCUCGUUGUUAGGUUCUGGAGGAAGUGGACGGAUAAGCUCCUCGGAGGAGACGACGCACUGAUUGCUCUGGGAUGGGUUCUCUGCCUAGGAAACAGUGUCAUCACACACUUAUGUGAGUCACUUGUUGAGAUAUUAAGACCAUGUAAUAACUAGUGAGUUCGUAGUUGUCAAAGCGAUGUACACUGGAUAUCGCAGUAAAGAUGUCCCCU